AUGUCCGGUUACCCACACGGUUACGGUUACGGCCAGCCACCACCUUCUCAGCCCUACUCCUCCGCCCCAUACGGCGCUCCACCACCGUCUUACGGUGCACCACCACCAUCUUCCACCUCACCUUACGGUGCCCCACCACAACCUUACGGUGCUCCACCACCACAAUCAUCAUCACCUUACGGUGCACCACCACCACAACAACCUCAACAAACUCACUCCCCUUACGCUCCAGUUGCAUCUCCCUACAACGCAGGUACACCACAACCUUACGGUGAUCCACACAAACCUCCAAAAGAAAACAAACCUUACGGUAGUAGUACUAGCAGUGGUUACCCUAACACGGGCCCACCACCUUCAGCACCUUACGGCGAUCCAAACAAACCCCCUAAAGACAACCCACACGCGCCUUCUCCUUACGGUGGGUACCACGCGCCGCCACCACCUCAACCUUAUGGGGCGGCGAGUAGUAGCCCUUUUGCGUCGCUCGUUCCUUCAGCUUUUCCGCCUGGCACAGAUCCCAAUGUGAUCGCGUGUUUUCAACUCGCGGAUCAAGAUGGGAGUGGGUUAAUUGAUGAUAAGGAGCUGCAGAAAGCGCUUUCUUCGUAUAAUCAGAGUUUCAGUUUGAGGACUGUUCAUCUACUUAUGUAUCUCUUCACCAAUACCAACACUAGGAAAAUCGGUCCCAAAGAAUUCACUUCAGUCUUUUACAGUCUUCAGGAGUGGAGGGGAAUUUUUGAGAGAUUUGACAGGGAUAGGAGUGGAAAAAUUGAUUCAUCUGAGUUGAGGGACGCCUUACUUAGCCUGGGAUAUGCUGUAUCACCAUCUAUCCUGGAUUUGCUGGUCUCCAAGUUUGACAAAACUGGUGGAAAGAAUAAGGCCAUUGAAUAUGAUAACUUCAUCGAGUGCUGCCUCACUGUUAAAGGGCUAACCGAGAAGUUCAAGGAGAAGGAUACUUCAUAUUCCGGCUCGGCUACGUUCACUUAUGAGUCCUUCAUGCUAACCGUUUUGCCUUUUCUGAUCGCGUAGACGCAUGUGAAUUUUAUAAUUACGGGUGGUUUUACUAUGACUUUCCAGCUUUGACUUCAUUUGUUUUUAGGAGAUGUGCUUGCUUCUGUUGGUUUUGUAACACAAUGUUCAGUAGGGUGAAGUUUAAUCACUUUCUUGUAGAAGUCUGUGUGUUUUGCAGCAGUUAAUGGGAUAUAUCAAAAUAAAUCCUCCA
Molecule: messenger RNA, 1219 nt
Organism: Lycium ferocissimum
Lineage: Eukaryota; Viridiplantae; Streptophyta; Magnoliopsida; Solanales; Solanaceae
Product: calcium-binding protein CBP-like
Exons: 5
Coding region: 1-1026 (341 amino acids)
Molecular function (GO): calcium ion binding
Source: RefSeq, a predicted model, not a curated record